Messenger RNA from Pristis pectinata (smalltooth sawfish), 4078 nucleotides. RefSeq names its product Sep (O-phosphoserine) tRNA:Sec (selenocysteine) tRNA synthase (gene sepsecs). Gene Ontology annotation, biological process: selenocysteine incorporation; conversion of seryl-tRNAsec to selenocys-tRNAsec. Lineage: Eukaryota; Metazoa; Chordata; Chondrichthyes; Rhinopristiformes; Pristidae. The transcript has 12 exons. The record is from RefSeq and is a predicted model, not a curated record. The coding region runs from base 171 to 1700 and encodes 509 amino acids. Gene Ontology annotation, molecular function: O-phosphoseryl-tRNA(Sec) selenium transferase activity; tRNA binding.
UUAUACAUUUCUUUCGGGCUUAACUUCUGCUCGUAUACGCAGAGUACAAUAGAGGAGCCUACCACAGAUUUAUUGUGUGUCAGCAACCUAUUUUAACGUAAAAUGCAAAGUUUUCAAAAAGUGAAAAGCCACGCAUUUCAUCCACCCGGUUGGAUUUGUGCGUGACUAGGAUGAAUACGGAAAAUUUCUCUCUCUGUGAAAAGAUAGUCUCCCCUUCCUACAUUCGCCAAGGUUUACAGGCCCAUCGCACACAUGAGCACUUAAUUCGGCUACUAAUAGAAAAGGGUAAGUGUCCAGAAGAUGGAUGGGAUGAGAAUACCAUUGAGCUUUUUCUACACGAGCUGGCUAUUAUGGAUAGUAACAACUUCCUCGGUAAUUGUGGAGUUGGAGAGAGGGAAGGAAGAGUGGCCUCGAACCUCGUUGCUCGAAGGCAUUACAGGUUAAUGCAUGGGAUUGGAAGGUCAGGUGAUAUUGCAGCUAUACAGCCCAAAGCAGCAGGAUCCAGCCUCCUGAAUAAAAUCACAAACUCUCUGGUGUUGGAUAUUCUUCGAAUUGCAGGUGUUCGAAGUGUUUCUAGCUGCUUUGUUGUUCCAAUGGCAACAGGAAUGAGUCUGACUCUUUGCUUUCUUGCACUCCGCCACCGGAGACCUAAAGCAAAGUUUAUCAUAUGGCCAAGGAUUGAUCAAAAAUCGUGCUUCAAAUCCAUGAUCACAGCAGGUUUUGAACCUGUUGUGAUUGAGAAUCUGCUCGAGGGAGAUGAAUUACGCACAGACCUGCAGAGUGUUGAGAGCAAGAUCCAACAGCUGGGGGCAGAAAAUGUCCUUUGUGUUCAUUCCACUACCUCUUGCUUUGCACCAAGGGCUCCUGACAGACUGGAAGAACUGGCUCAGAUUUGUUCAAAAUAUGACAUCCCUCACAUAGUCAAUAAUGCUUAUGGAGUCCAGUUGUCCAAGUGCAUGCACCUCAUUCAGCAGGGAGCUCGCAUUGGCCGAAUAGAUGCCUUUGUACAGAGCUUAGACAAGAAUUUCAUGGUUCCUGUAGGUGGUGCUAUAGUUGCUGGUUUUGAUGAUGUCUUCAUUCAAGAAAUCAGCAAAAUGUAUCCAGGCCGAGCUUCAGCUUCACCCUCGGUGGAUGUUCUUAUAACCUUGUUGUCACUUGGUGUAAAUGGAUAUAAGCGCCUGUUAAAAGAGAGAAAGGAAAUGUUCACUUAUCUUUCCAAUGAAAUAAAGAAGUUGUCCGAAACUCACGGUGAAAGACUUCUGGAGACCUCAAAUAACACUGUAUCUUUGGCAAUGUCCUUGAAGAGAUUCCAUGAGCACAAUGAUAAGUCUGUCACUCAGCUUGGAUCUAUGCUUUUCACCAGACUAGUAUCUGGAGCCAGAGUUGUUCCAGUCCGCUCAAAACAAAAUAUAAAUGGCUAUACUUUCCAAGGAUUUAUGUCUCACACUAAUUGCUACCCGUGCCCUUAUUUGAAUGCUGCAUCAGCUAUUGGAAUAAAAAAAGAAGAUGUGGAUCUUUUUAUUAAGAAACUGGACAAAUGUCUCAAGAACUUGCUGAAAGAGAAAGGAAUUUCAGGAACAGAAAUGGAAAUUGGAACGGCAAUGCUGGAAAACUCCAAAGGCGCUGAUAUCGAGCAAUUGUCAGAAACUCUUCAAGAUACCCUAGAAGUUGGGACUGAUGUGGUAAAUCAGGCUGUCUGAUACCCUUCAAAUUACUGUCCUUGCUCGUUUCAGAGAAUGUUCAGAAGUGCAUGACUGAAAAAUAAUACUGAUGUAGAAUUAUGGAAUGAUUCUGAUUCAUAUCAGAGAAGCUAAUGCUUCUGUGAUAGUCAGGCGAGAAUGGUGAAGCAAUAAAUUAACUACUGUGAUCUAUAACUAAUUAAUGGUUGGUUGUCAGUUAGCUUAACGUGUAUAUUUUGAAGCUAAAGUUUAGAUUGGGUGUUGGAGGAAAAAGGGCAAAAUAAAAAAAAAAGGAAAAUAAUUGAAAAUGGUUUUGAAUUUGUACUGGCACUGCAGGAAUAUCCUGUAUGUGCUUUCUCCAGAGCAUUUAGGAUAACUUGUCAUUUUUGUUUGACGUUGCACAAUUUUCUUUGUUUAUUAAAAGCUGUUAGAAUAUGUGUAUGUAAAAAUGAAGCAUGCAAGUAUGAAAAAUGUUUAGCAAAUAUGAGUGGUUUUUGUGUUUUCUUAAGGCAAGAGUUGGGAAUAAUGAAUGAUGCAUUUAUUUUUAUCUGAGGGGAUUAUUUGGUGGCCCAGCAUUGCCUUAAGAAACCACUUAUCUCCUUUGCACUAGGCAGUAUUGGGCUUCAGCUCUUCAGACACUUGUCAAAUCAAAUCCGCUAUAGACUACAUGGAAAAAAGCCAGGAAUCAUUUCACUUGAGACCCUUAACAGGCUAUACUGACAGAGUUAACACCCUCAAAGUAAGUUAUCAUUCUGCAACAGGAUUAUAGACCAGGAACCUAGUUAUAUUUGGGGCUCAACUGCACACAGACUAAAUAGUUGAUUUUUUUUCUUCCUCUCCCUCUGCAGCGUGGAUGUCUUUUGCGGUUGAGAUUUAAGUUUAAAAGGAAAGUAAAUAUGAUUUUCACUUUGAUUGCAUUUGAAGAGUCUAGUUAGUCUAUAAAGCCACUUCUGUUCCAAGAGGAAGAAAGAGAGUAAUGGGACCAGAUAAAGAGGUUGUUCCAUAUAUUGCACUUUUAUUUUAAACUCUAAAUGAAAGAGAACACAGCUACCCAAUCCCAAAAUGCUUUCAUGAUGUUUUCUAAUUCUGCUCCAGUCUCGGCUCAUCUAAUGAUAAAACCUUUGUCAAUCCUUUUUAUCUUUAGGUUUGAUUAUUGCAACAUUCCCCUAGUCAGCUUCCCUUGUUUGACCUCUGUGGGUUUGUGGUGCCUAUGUUGUAACUUGCACAAAAUGCUGUUCACUCAUUCUGUUCACCCGGCAACUUAUACAGGUUCCAGGCUCAGCAGUGCCCCAGUUUUGAAAUUCUCAUCUUUUGCUUUCAAAUCCCUUCAUUGCUUCACCCUUUCCUACCUUUGUAAUCUCGGCGACUCCUACAACCCUUCCAGAUCCUUUGCUCUUAAGUCUGACUUAUUUCUUCAUCAUCCCUGCAGUUUAACUGCUGCAUCUUUGGCAACUGGAUCUUAAAGUGCUGAGACCCUGUGAUCAGGAAUUCCCUCCUUAAACCCCUCCUCUUGUAACAUUGUCUUUUCUCUGUAACCAAAUUCUUGGUCAAAGGCCCUAAUAGCUCCUUGCUGCUUGAUGUAAAACACCUGUGAGGCAUCUCGAUGUGUUUUGCUACAUCAAACAUGCUAUAAAAAUGAUAUUAACGUGUUGGAAAGAAAAAAAAUUGCAGAUGCUAGAAAUCCGAAAUAAAAUCAGAAAACAUUGGCAUUACACAGCAUGUUAGACAGCAUCUGUGGAGAGAGAAACAGAAGUAAGAUUCCAAGUCAAUGACUUGGCAUUAGCACAUAUAACAUUGUUGUUCUUGUGAUAAAGGACUUGAGUGAGACUGUGGGCUUUGAAACUGUACUAAUGGGUAUCAUUGUGCUACAUUUACAGAUGGAAUACAAAAGCGAAAACCAGGUAAUUACCAAGUGUUGCUGGUAAUGAGAAUCAGUGUCACAAUCCAUGUUGUAAUACAACUGGAAUCUUUCUCUUUCACCAUAAUAGUGAUGCCAUGGGAUUACUGUGUUGCAAUACAGGAAUCUGAACAAACAGAAUCUAAUGGAGAACUCAAACCAUGCCUGAUUUUUGCUUUUGUUUUGCUUCAUUUUUUGCAUGCAGCAUGAAUCUGUCUCCAAUUUUCAUUAACAUCUUUUAUAGCAAAAUUACUUCCCUAAUGAUUGAGCUGAGAUUGGGAUUUUUUGCCCCCCUCUAUCAAUUGGCUUCUCAUCUUUCACUCUCCUUAAACAGGCCUCAUCCAAAACUCUGUUGAAACACUAACUCAAACCAAAUCCUGUUCACCCUCCUGUGCUUGGCUCGUUACUCAACAGCUAUUGAAUUAUUCAAUACUGCUCUUUCCUUCCUCUCCUAUCAAUGUAUUUAAAUGAAGCUUUAUAUACUGUGAUUAUUUGUUUCUGU